UUUACGCAGGCCUUGCCACAUGAAUCGGAAAAUGGACUAAAUGAGGCUCUUAGAUUUAGAAAUCGUCGUUCUGCUGAGGACAACUCCAACGGAAAAAGCAACGAAAGUGAUAAUAAAGAUAAUGGAGCUUUGGCUAAUGCACCUUUCAAUGCUUCUAAUAUUAUUAAAGAGGUGGAGAAUGUGAUUCACUCCGUACAACAAGCAGUUGCGAAUGAAUUACAGACAGUUGCGAACAAAUCUUUGGAAAUCUGGAAAAACGUGAGAAAGGAAGUCGAACAGAAUAAAGAGCAUUGCAGCGAGAUCGUCCAUAACGCUACAGAAAUUUUGGGAAACCAUUUGAAUGAACUUAAGAAUGAAACCGCUAACGCUCUUGAACACGUAAGGGAAAUCGCCAAAAACGAGAUAAGCAAUGUCAAAGAUACGCUUGAACAUGCUUCCGAAAGCUUGAGAAAUGAUUUUGCAAAGAUUAGAAACGAUACAUCUGGCGUUGUGAAUGACGUCCAUGAAAAGCUCCAAGGACUUAUUAAAAGAGGUGUCGAGGCCUUGAAAAAUGCAACUAGUGAUUUAGAAAAUGCGGUAAAUGAAGCCAGGGACGAAGCUCACAAGAUUCUGGACGAUGUGAGGCAAGCUGCGUCGGAGGAUCUGCAAAAAAUCAGGGAACAGGGUGAAAAGCUUUUGCAAAAUGCGAAACAGGAUAUCCAACAAAUAAACGGAGAAGUGAUCAAUAUUGUGAAAAACGUAACAAACUCCUUGGCUAACUUGAGGAACGAGACACGUAAUAUUUUUACCAAUACUACGGAAACGAUAAGGAACGCGAUAAAACAGAUCAGAGACAGUGCCACGAGAAUCGUAGGCGAAGUUAUACAAGGUGUGAAUAAUACAGUGCAGGAAAUUAGGGAAGAAGCGCGCCAAAUUGCAGAAGAUAUUAAAGAAGAUGCCGGAGAGAUCAGAGAACAAGUUGGAAAAAUCGUAAAAGAAUUAGAAUCGAAUUUAUCGCAGGCCGUCAAUCAAACUACCACUGCUUUACACAAAGCUGCAGAAAAUCUUAGAAACGAAUUCGAGCAAGCCAUUGAUGAUAGUUUGAAGAUCGCGGGUCACAUAAGGGACAAUAUAUCGUCUUUUAUUGAAAAUUUAAAGAAUACUACAUCCAACAUCAUUGACAAUGUUAAAAAUAAUAUUGCCAAAAUCAAGUCUCAAACUGGAGAAUUAUUGAAGAACGUCACACAACAAUUCGAACAGCACAUGAAACAGGCAGAGGAAGACGUCUCCAAAGCUGUGAGUGAUAUUAAAAACAAAGUGGAAGACAAAGUUCAUGAGAUUGAGGAUAAAAUUAAUGAUAUAGAACAAGAAGCUUCGCAAGUGAAAAACGCCAUCGGAGAAACAGUGAAGGAAAUCGUAAAAAAUGUUACCAAUGUUGUCGGCGAUUUGGAAGAUGCCGCAAAACAUACAUUGGAAGGUGUUAGGAACCGAACUCAUGAGCUUGUGAACAAUUUGAGAAAUAUCACGGAAGAGAAAGUAAAGGAAGUGAUACAGGAGACCGGGAAAAUCGUACAAGAGGCGAAAAAUAAUACUGAAGAGAUUGCGAAUAAAACGACCAACGCUUUGAAAAACAUAGCGUCCGGACUGAAGAACGAAACUGAUCAACUCAUUAAACAUUCCAAAGAGAUUAUCCAUGACGUAAUUAAUCAUACUAAAGAACAAAUUGCAAAUAUCACACAAAAUGCUAGAAACGUUACGCAACACGCUGUAGAGGAAGCUAAAAAAUUGGGUACCGAAUUUGCGGACAAUGUAAGGAAUGCCAUCAACAGUGUUAAAAACGAUGUUCACUCUGUGAUACAAAAUGUAGCGAACGAAACCAAAAAUAUCGUCGGUAACAUUAUUGAAAACAUUCAUAAUAUUGCUCAAGGAGUUCAUAAUAUCACUUCCGGCAUCGUCGAAAAUGUGAAAGAUACAAUAAAGAAUGGAGUGAAUUCUGCGGAGGAUAACGCAAAGAAAGCGAUGCACGGAGUCGGCGAUACAAUACACAACGUUGUCGGCACAGUACACAACGCUACGAAUAAUGCGAAACACACAAUUGGGAAUAUCAUAGGCAAUGUAAACAAUGGAAUAAAAGAUACAAUUGGAAGCUUUGUUAAUCAUCAACCUAAGGUAAAUAUAAAUUUUUCAAAUUAAUACGAUGUAUGUACUAUACGAAGAUAUUUGAAUAUUAUGUAAUAUUUUACAUUAUAAAAAUUC
Ceratina calcarata is the source of this 2235-nucleotide messenger RNA. RefSeq lists its product as uncharacterized. The transcript has 3 exons. Lineage: Eukaryota; Metazoa; Arthropoda; Insecta; Hymenoptera; Apidae. The annotation marks the transcript as partial. Gene Ontology annotation, molecular function: lipid binding. Gene Ontology annotation, cellular component: extracellular region. Gene Ontology annotation, biological process: lipid transport; lipoprotein metabolic process. The record is from RefSeq and is a predicted model, not a curated record.